AGGAGGGGGAGGACGAAGAGGGCAAAGUCAUACGUAACGGAGGUUAAUGGAGGAAACGGUCCGCCGGUAGAGACUCCAGCAGCCGCUGAAACACCUCCGGAUAAAUUAAUAUUAAGGAUUUAUAUUUUAGAGAAGACUUGGGUCUUUAAAGAUGGCUCACAGGCUGCUGGUACGCAGGAUUUGGACGUUCUCUGCGAAAGAUAUCCGCUGCCUCAAAGCAUCCACUGCUGCCGCCACCUCCCCGUCUUUUACCACCUCCCUACAGUCCACAACAUCCCGGGCCUCCUUCCUCGCCCCGUCGCGCGCUCUCCCUCGCUCCCUUCCUCACACCUCCUGCAGAGGAGUCUCCUUCAACGUCCAGGAUCAGGAGGACUUCACAGACAGAGUCAUCAACAGCGAUCUGCCCGUGCUAGUCGACUUCCAUGCCCAGUGGUGCGGUCCCUGUCAGAUCCUCGGCCCCAGGCUGGAGAAGGCCGUCGCUAAACAGAAAGGCCGCGUUGCCAUGGCGAAAGUGGACAUAGACGAUCACACAGACCUGGCUAUCGAAUACGGGGUUUCUGCUGUUCCCACGGUAAUCGCCAUGAGAGGGGGAGACGUCGUCGCUCAGUUUGUGGGGAUCAAAGAUGAUGAUGAGCUGGACUCUUUUGUCAGCAAGAUCAUUGGACAAUAAACCAGCCGCCCCCGCUCCGCUCUGCCGUUCACCACCGUCGUGGUGCUGUUUUCUAUGAUUCCAGCACGGUCGGCUUCUCAUAGCCGCCAUCUUCGAGCCUGUUUAGCAACAUCCUGCAAAUAAACAAACCCAGCUGGCAAACUGUCAAACGCUCACACCCAUCACAAGACACGCCGCUUCUGCCACUCGUCUCCUUCUGUCUCUUUGUUUUUUUGUGAUGGGUGUGAGCCUCCUGUAAUGUUUUAGCUCGCGUCAUGCUCUGCAGCGUUAAAUUUCUUUUUUUAUAACGUGACAGCUCUCUUCUUUCUACUAGAGCAGCUACAGUUUGCUGUAAAAAGUCUGUAGAGUGGAAAACAAACAACUGUACUGCACCUUUACUGUGUAACAUGAGGGAGAACCGGUUCUAGUUUUAGCUGUGGAGAGGAUCUAAAAUAAAAGCUGACGAUACUGAAUGAGGUCUGUGACAGUGUUAACCUGUAGUUCCUGCUUCUGCCCACUAGAUGGUGGCAUUUCUCUAACAUCGCAGAGUCUCACGUGGUCAGUUUUACACCAUUAUGCCUACAAGUGCUAGAGAGGAAGUCGUGUUUGUGUAUUUCUGAGUGAGUUUGAGUGUCUGGGUCCUGACUGUGAAGCUUCAGUCGAGCAGGAAUUACAGAUCUGAGUUUAAAGUAGUUUAUUAUUACAGAGAUAAGAAACUCUAUGUACCGAAACAUGACCAAGUGAAGUAAUAAAGGAUUUAAACAUGG
Cheilinus undulatus (humphead wrasse) is the source of this 1416-nucleotide messenger RNA. It is a transcript of the gene txn2, whose product is annotated as thioredoxin 2. Gene Ontology annotation, biological process: cell redox homeostasis. The record is from RefSeq and is a predicted model, not a curated record. The transcript has 4 exons. NCBI's taxonomy places the organism in Eukaryota, Metazoa, Chordata, Actinopteri, Labriformes, Labridae. Gene Ontology annotation, cellular component: mitochondrion. Gene Ontology annotation, molecular function: protein-disulfide reductase activity. The coding region runs from base 152 to 670 and encodes 172 amino acids.